Messenger RNA from Sinocyclocheilus anshuiensis, 2388 nucleotides. Its product is annotated as integrin beta-3-like. Gene Ontology annotation, cellular component: focal adhesion; cell surface; synapse. Bases 1 to 2379 code for a protein of 792 amino acids. The record is from RefSeq and is a predicted model, not a curated record. The transcript is spliced from 15 exons. Gene Ontology annotation, molecular function: fibrinogen binding; fibronectin binding; integrin binding. NCBI's taxonomy places the organism in Eukaryota, Metazoa, Chordata, Actinopteri, Cypriniformes, Cyprinidae. Gene Ontology annotation, biological process: integrin-mediated signaling pathway; platelet aggregation; cell-matrix adhesion.
AUGGAGAAAACUUCACCCAAACUCUUCAGUUUAUGGAUUUAUUGUGUGAUUGUAUUCUUAACUGAUGCUGGACUAGGCUCCAACAUCUGUACUUCUCGAGGAGCCAGCACAUGUCAGCAGUGCCUGGCAGUGCAUCCUACCUGUGCCUGGUGUUUUCAAGAGGGUUUUGGACAAGAUGUAGCUGGUUCCUCCCGAUGUGACUUGAAGAAGAACCUCAUAGAGGCAGGAUGCAGAAAAGAAGCUCUGGAGUAUCCCACCAGCAAAAUGCAUGUGACAGAGAACAAAGAUCUCAGUGACAAGGCCUCGGGAUCCACCACCGACAUCACCCAAAUCCAACCUCAAAGCAUGCACAUCUCUCUGAGACCCGAUGAUUCCCAGGUCUUCACACUGAAAGUCCGUCAGGUUGAGGACUACCCUGUGGACUUGUAUUAUCUGAUGGACUUGUCCUAUUCCAUGAAUGACGACCUGUCUCAGCUGCGACGACUGGGGCGAGGCCUGGCUGAAGAGAUGAGUAAAACCACCAGCAAUCUACGCAUGGGCUUUGGGGCUUUUGUGGAUAAACCCGUGUCCCCGUACAUGUACAUCUCACCUCAAGAAGCCGUGUUAAAUCCCUGUUACUCGAUCCCAUACAAAUGCCAGCCUCAGUUUGGCUACAGACACGUUCUGUCUCUGACGGAGGAGGUCAGCCGCUUUACAGAGGAAGUGAAGAAACAGAAGGUGUCUCGGAACAGGGACGCCCCAGAGGGAGGCUUUGACGCCAUUAUACAGGCAGCUGUGUGCAAGGAGAAAAUUGGUUGGAGACCAGGCGCAUCUCACUUACUGGUUUUCACCACAGAUGCCAAGACACACGUGGCACUCGAUGGGCGCCUGGCAGGCAUUGUACGACCCAAUGACGGCCAAUGUUAUGUGGGCACAGAUAAUGUCUACAAUAUGUCUACAACUAUGGACUACCCAUCCCUGGCAUUAAUCACAGAGAAAAUGUCAGAGAACAAUAUAAAUCUCAUCUUUGCUGUGACUAGCCAUGUGGAAUCACUCUAUACGAACUACAGUGAGCUGAUCCCUGGCACUGCAGUGGGCACGCUUUCCGAGGACUCUCAUAACGUCAUCCAGCUGAUUCAAGAUGCAUACGCUAAACUGCGUUCUAAGGUUGAGCUGGAGCUCUUGAAUAUCCCGGAAGAGCUCAGUCUGACAUUUAAUGCCACAUGUCUCAAUGGAGAGGUCAUCCCUGGGCUAAGAUCUUGCUCUGGCCUCAAAAGAGGAGACACCGUGUCUUUCAGUGUAGAAGCCCGGGCCAGGGGCUGUCCUAAAGAGAAGUGCAAGACCUUCACCAUCAAACCGGUGGGCUUCAAAGACACCUUGCAGAUCACAGUCAACUUUGAGUGUGAGUGUACCGGUAAAUGCCAAGCUAAGGCGGAGCCCGACAGUCCCGCCUGUCACCACGGCAACGGCACCUACGAGUGUGGUAUCUGCCUGUGCAACCCGGGACGAUUGGGUCCUAGGUGUGAGUGUGCAGAGGGGGACUACAGCCCCACCGAGCAGGACGCCUGCACCGGGCCAGACAAAGUGGUCUGCAGUGGCCGUGGAGACUGUGUGUGCGGCCAGUGCGUGUGCCACAAUAAUGAUUUCGGCAAGGUGUGGGGGAAGAGGUGUGAGUGUGACGAUUUCACCUGCCUGCGGUACAAAGGAGAGCUCUGCUCAGGUAAGAGAAGUUGUUCCUGUGGGUUUUGCCAGUGUGAUCCAGACUGGAAGGGGGAGAACUGCAACUGUUCUACUCGUACAGACACCUGUAUGUCCAGUUUGGGGCUGUUGUGCAGCGGUCGUGGUCAGUGUGUGUGUGGGAGCUGUGAAUGCACUCAGCCCGGGGCCUACGGCUCCACCUGCGACAAAUGCCCCACCUGCCCUGAUGCCUGUACCUUGAAGAAGGACUGUGUAGAGUGUAAGCACUUCAAGAGAGGGAAACUCUUUGAUGAUGACACCUGUACUCGAAUAUGCAGAGAUGAAAUCAGAUUGGUGGAUGAUUUAGUGUUCCAUAAUAAGAAUGCAGUGAAUUGCACCUAUAAGGAUGAGGACGACUGCGUGCAAAGGUUUCAGUACUAUGAGGACAACAGUGGCAAAUCCAUCUUGUCUCUGGUCAAAGAGCCCGACUGCCCUAAAGGCCCUGAUAUUUUGGUGGUGCUCCUGUCAGUAGCUGGUGCCAUUUUGUUCUUGGGUCUGGCCGCCCUGCUUAUCUGGAAACUGCUUAUCACCAUCCAUGAUCGGCGUGAAUUUGCUAAGUUCGAGGAGGAGCGGGCACGUGCCAAGUGGGAAACGGGCCACAACCCCCUCUACAAAGGUGCCACAUCAACAUUCACAAACAUCACAUACCGAGGCAAGGACUGACCGCAGAGA